Messenger RNA from Mus pahari (shrew mouse), 2951 nucleotides. It is a transcript of the gene Rab39a, whose product is annotated as RAB39A, member RAS oncogene family. The transcript has 2 exons. Bases 118 to 771 code for a protein of 217 amino acids. The record is from RefSeq and is a predicted model, not a curated record. Lineage: Eukaryota; Metazoa; Chordata; Mammalia; Rodentia; Muridae. Gene Ontology annotation, cellular component: Golgi membrane. Gene Ontology annotation, biological process: Rab protein signal transduction. Gene Ontology annotation, molecular function: GTPase activity; GTP binding.
AGGCGGCGGCCGCAGCCGCAGGAAGAUGCUGGAAGCGGGCGGGCGCGCGCCGCGUAGGUGCUGAAGGGACAGUUCCUUCGGCAGAACUUGCUCCUGAGCGCACGGGGCACGUAAGAGAUGGAGACUAUUUGGAUCUAUCAGUUCCGCCUUAUUGUGAUCGGAGACUCCACCGUGGGCAAGUCGUGCCUUCUGCACCGCUUCACCCAGGGCCGCUUCCCAGGGCUGCACUCCCCCGCCUGCGACCCCACAGUCGGCGUGGACUUCUUCUCGCGCCUGCUGGAGAUUGAGCCGGGCAAGAGGAUCAAGCUGCAGCUCUGGGACACGGCGGGGCAGGAGCGCUUCAGAUCAAUAACUCGCUCCUAUUACCGCAACUCAGUUGGAGGAUUUUUAGUGUUUGACAUUACUAACCGACGGUCUUUUGAACAUGUGAAAGACUGGCUAGAAGAAGCAAAAAUGCACGUACAGCCUUUUCAGAUUAUAUUCCUACUGGUGGGACAUAAAUGUGACCUGGCUUCGCAACGUCAGGUGUCAAGGGAAGAAGCUGAGAAACUGUCAACAGACCAUGGGAUGAAGUACAUAGAAACCUCAGCAAAGGACGCUACAAACGUUGAAGAGUCCUUUACAAUCUUGACAAGAGACAUAUAUGAACUUAUUAAAAAAGGAGAGAUUUGUAUUCAGGACGGAUGGGAAGGGGUUAAAAGUGGUUUCGUUCCAAAUACUGUGCAUUCUUCUGAGGAAGCAGUCAAGCCCAGAAAAGAGUGCUUCUGUUGACUCCGACCUGCCGAAGAGCCACCACAGACAGACCGUGCCACUCUGGAUAGAUGUCAACAUUUAUAGCAGAAUGAUGCAGGGGGUGAACGCCCUCAGACAUCCAGACCCGUUUCAUAAACUGGUGGACUGUGUCUCACCACUUAUACCAACAGGCCAGGUAGUCUGCCAAGUUAGGAGGGAAAGGAGACAACUUUUCUCUUGAAACCAGGGUCUACAAAAUUACAUCCAUUCUCACUUUGCUAGCAUAUAGCUGACCUUAAUGUCCAGAUAUGUCAGUAUUAAUCAUCUUUCUUGACAGCUGAAAAUAGUUUUUUUGUACAUAUGUAAUCCAGCUGAAAAGAAUGUAUCAGGAUUUAUAUUCUCCUGGGUUAACUAGUAUUGAAUACAAAGUGCACUUGAAGGGUCAAUGAGGUGACUCACUGGGUAAAGAAGCUUGCCACCAAAUCUGUAGACUUGAGCUUCAUCCCUGGAGCCCCUGUGGUAGAAGGAAAGAACCCACUUCCCUUGAAGUUGUCCCCUGACCACAUGCACUGUCAUAUACAUGCACAUACAAAUACACAUGAGCAAGUGCAGGCCCAUACACUAAAUAAUGUUGAAGAUGCGUAAGGUAUAACCUGAAGGCUGGAGCUGGAGCUCAGUGAUAGAAUGUUUCUUUAGUUCUGAAAACCCAGAUCCAAUCCCCAGCAUCAAAACUAGAGAAGGAAAAAAAGCGAAGUACUUAGCAGUCUCAGAAAUACUGACAAGGACUAAAAUAUAAAUUUUCUUUUCAAAGAAGCAGAGUUGCCAUUCUUGGAACAUAAUAAGUUUUAUAUUCCCUUUUUGUUCCUGGAUUUAUUGCUCCUGGAAUCUUCAUAUUUAAUAAGGUAUGUAAAUGUUCAAAGGAGAUGCUUUAAGCAAAUAUUGUAAGGAAAGAAAAAGGAUCACUCAAUAUCAAAUACUUUGAUGUUAUAGCACAUUGUCCAAGUUUAACGAUGCAUAUAUACUGACAUUUUCAAAGAAAAAAAUACAGUUUACCUUGAACUACUUUCAAAAUUAUCAACAUACAUACAUAGUAUUUUUUUUCAAAUUUCCAAAUUACCCCAUUUCUAGUAAAAGUGUGAACAAGAUGUUCUGAACAAGAAAAAUGGUGUUAGAAACUCGAUUUAGCAUUCAUAAUUUAUUAUACAAACUCAUUUGUAGAAGGGAAGAUAAAAUACUCAGUUAAGUGAAUAAAAUAAUGUUCAAGUUCAAUUCUUUUUAAAAAAUAUUACUGUUUUUUUCUUCUUUACAGAUAGUUCUCCUAUAUAGCUCAGAUCCACUUGCCUCAGUCUCCCAAGUGCUGGGUAUGUGGCACCAUGCCCAGCUCCUUAAUUUUGAGCAUGGGGGUCGAGAUCAGGUCUCACUCUGGGAGCCCUUGUGGACCUCAAACUCAGUAUGUAGACUAGGCUAGAUGUCAACUCAAGAGAUCUGCCUGCCUCUGCCUCUGUGUGCUGGGAUUCAAGGUUUUAACUUACUGCCUGAACAUGCAUGGAAAGGACAUUUUAUAACAGUGUUAUAUAGUUUAUAAUAUGUAUACCUGUUCUAUGCUAUGAACUGCAAAGUGUAUCUAAUUUCCCAAUGAAGCUGACUUUUUGACAUUGUAAGGCUCUUAUGCUUAAACUAUAGAAACCUUAUGUGUACAAAAAGCAAAAUGUCUUAGUGUAAAGAAUAGUAAGCAAGGAAUCAGAGAACAUAGCUCUCAGCUUUACCUUUGCUCGUCUUUUUUUUUCUGGUUUAUAAAAUGACCCUACCAGACUCAUUUAUUGAAUUCUAUGGAGUUAUUCUGAAAAUCAAGUGGAUGGUGUUAAAAAGAUUUGAGUGCAGAAAGCAUACUUAAUACAUGUGUUUUGCUGGUUCUGGACGUGCCAUUACAUUUACAAUGAAGAAGGACUUUCUUGAGUUUUUUCUUGUUAUUUCUGUGUGGAGAUAUCAGAAGACAGUGUGUGUUUUCAUGGACCAGGGGAGCUGUGAGCUGGUGUUUGCCCUCCAUCCUUCUACCUUGAACUGCUGCUGAAUUACCAUUUCUCUAAAGGAUAAACAAUAGAGAAGAAAACCCUUGGGAAACUAAUUCAACCAAAAAAGCUGUAUCUGGAAAUAUUUUGUGCAAUGGUGAAGUGGGUAUUUCAUUGUAUUUUAAAAUAUAAACACUUGUACAUUUUCUA